This is a messenger RNA of Staurois parvus, 132 nucleotides long. The record is from the annotation of a GenBank genome assembly. Lineage: Eukaryota; Metazoa; Chordata; Amphibia; Anura; Ranidae.
AUGGCGGGCAACGAUGAAAAUUACUCAGCCGAGCUCCGCAACGCCACAGCGGCGAUGAAGAGCCAGGUCGCCCGAUUCAAUGACCUAAGAUUCGUCGGGAGGUCGGGAAGAGGUAAGGGCGGCAUAUUAUAA